AUGGUCCAGUACCGUUGGGACCAUCCCAACCUGCUGUUGGUGCAGAAAUCAGCUGGUGGAGUUUUGCUCCCAAAAUCAGUAGUUAAAUUUGAGCGGUACCUUAUGGGGGAGGCUAGCAAUAUACCUCAUAUUCUUUCUGUUGGUGCUGAGGUUGGAGAAGUGGAGGCUGGGAAGAAGGUUCUUUUAUCGGACAUAAAUGCUUAUGAGGACAUUCCAAAUGUGCCUCUAGGCUUUGGCUUGGAUGGCAUGGGGCCACCACACUUGUGUCUGUUUACUGCCAGAGGCCAUAAGUCAUUGAUAUGUUGUCCUUCCAAUAGGCAUAUGUCUGUGUUGCAAGCGUGA
Messenger RNA from Ilex paraguariensis (yerba mate), 342 nucleotides. NCBI's taxonomy places the organism in Eukaryota, Viridiplantae, Streptophyta, Magnoliopsida, Aquifoliales, Aquifoliaceae. The record is from the annotation of a GenBank genome assembly.